ACACUGUUCAUGCUCUCGGCUAAUGAACGAAUGGCAGUCCAACUUCCUCUCGCGGGACUCUCCUUUCUAAAUAUCGCGGAGUUUCCUUCUGUUUUGUAUGUGUGUGGCAGGCGUAGUUUCGGGCAAGUCUAAGAAAGGUGGAGACUUUCGGGAUAACUUCCUGUACAGUAAUCUUGAUAUCAUUAGCUACAAAGAUAGGUUUGGUUGGCUAUCCAAGCAAAGACGAAUGGCUUAAGUAACGGUGUGCUAAACUUGAUUAUCGGUUUUGAAUUAAAUACACAUACAGUAGCUAGCAUUCAAGCUGCUAUAUAACUCAAGCAACCGGAUAGCAGAUUCCAAACAUCUCAUAUAGCGAGACGGUCCUGGCCACAUUGAAGGACAGUAUGGUAGAGGUUGUGGUGGAGUAUGAGUACGAAGCCCUCCAUGAAGAUGAGCUGACCCUGAGGCUGGGAGAAGUGAUCAGGAAUGUCCGCAGGAUCGAGGAGGAGGGAUGGAUGGAGGGAGACCUCAACGGGAAGAGAGGACUCUUCCCUGACAACUUCGUCAAGGAGAUGAAGAAGGAGCCCAAGGAGGUGAAUGUGACAAAAGAGGAGGCCAAGGAGGAGGCGCAGCCCCAGCGGAGAGAGAAGAGUGCAGGGAAUGUGGCCAACCUGGUACAGCGGAUGAGCACCUACGGCAUCCCAGCUGGGGGCUUCCAGCCACACUCACAGCCCCGCGGUCUCAAGAAGAAACCUAAGAAACGGCAGUGCAGGGCUCUGUUUGAAUACGUGCCCCAGAACGAGGAUGAGCUGGAGCUGAAGAUAGGGGAUAUCAUCGACAUCAAUGAGGAGGUGGAGGAAGGCUGGUGGAGUGGAACCAUGAAUGGCAAAUCAGGACUGUUUCCCUCCAACUUCGUCAAAGAGAUGGAGACGAACGCAGACGGACAGACAAAUGACUUAACAGAUGAAGCCGACGCCAGUGGUAAAGAAGCUCUGCUCCCCCCCUCCCCCACCCACCCCUCUCCAGGCAAUGGAGUGAUCACCCAGCCCAAGAAGAUCCGGGGGGUGGGCUUUGGGGACAUCUUCAGGGAAGGCUCGGUCAAGCUAAGGGCCCGCCUGCCCAGCACAGAGGGAGAGGAGAAGAAAGACAAACCAAUCCCAUUAUUACCAUCUGCCGCAAAGCCCGCCCAUUUCAACGUGACAGACUCACAGAAAGCAGAGGGGGACAGCAAAGCAAAAGUAAAAGAAUACUGCAAGGCCACAUUUGCGUUUGAAGCCACAAACCAAGAUGAGCUGACACUGAAAGAGGGCGACGUCAUACAGAUUUUGAGUAAGGACACAGGGGAGCCGGGGUGGUGGAGAGGGGAGAUCGGAGGUAAAGAGGGAGUUUUUCCUGACAACUUUGUGGCUGUGAUGUCAGACGCAGACAAAGAGCUGGCUCCCACAUCAAGAGGAUCAGUCAAACUGUCUCCCAAGCAGGAAGCAGAAGAGAGACCCAAGAAGCCACCCCCACCAUCAAAAAGCAUAGCUCGCAAACCCGAGGUCCCGUUGGCUGACAAGAAGCCCCUGCAUCCGCAUCCUGAGGACCGAGGUGACAAGAUGGAUCAAAAACUGUCAAAGCCUACUGCCCCUCUGGUCCCACCCAAGAAACCUGUCCCCCCGCCAGGCAAGAGUAAACCAGGCGUCCUCCCCCCAAAACGUCCAGACAAGCCUCUCGCACCCUCCCUAGGGGCCAAGCACAAUGGAGAGGUGCCUUCCACACUUCCAAAGUCUGAUUUUGAGCCAACGUUACCCAGCAAACCAAAAACACUGUCGGGUGACUGGGGGGACAAAGCCCUUGACAUGGACCUGAUGAGCUUUGAUGAUCUGUCAUCUACCUCUGAGAAGCUGUCUCACCCCACCGCUAACAGACCAAAGAUGGCUGGAAAGAGGCUUCCCGCUCAGUUUGGAGGAGGCCACUCUCCAAACAAGGACAUCAGCGUGGAGAAAACCUUCAUGUUUGACGAAGAGGACCGCCUCAAGCCAAAGUUGAUAGACGCAAGAAAGCCAUCCAUGCCCAGCUCACACUCCCAGUCUCCCGUCCUCAAGCCCAGCCCAUCCCCGUCAGAGGGGCUCAAGGCCAGUGCGGCUUCAGCCCCUGGCCGCAGAAGUCCCAGCCCAGUCCCCUGCGCGGAGACCAAGCCCAAGGCAGAGCCAGAGGAGCGGAAGUCUGAGCUGCAGGACCUCAGAGGCCAAAUGAAAGAACUGCUGCUGUCUGUGGAGCUCCUCAAGACCCAGCAAAUGAGAGAGAUGGCAGAGCUGAGAAGCGAGCUGGACGAGGAGAGGUUGAAACGAGUGGCCCUGCAGAUGGAGAUAGAGAAAUUAAAGAAGAUGGUUCAUUCGACGUGAACUCUGACCCAAUCAGCCUGGAACAUCAGUCACCUAUCGGUCUGUCUCUAAGUAGAAACAGGAAGGGGACGAUGGCAUUCCUAUAAUACUUUUAGUUAUCAUCAACCUAUUCCACAUUUGUAAGAUUUACAUUUUUGCACAUAUUAAGGUUUUCUAGUUCUAGAAAGGUGAUAAAUACAGAUGUAUAUGUUUUUUGUUACUUAGUUUUUUUGUUUUGCCAACACAAACGAUCGAGGCCUUACUAACUACUGCGCUGGACUUGCAGUCUCUGCAUUCUCUAUGGGAAUGUGUGAGGGUUGCUCUCAAUACUACUGAUUCUGUACAAAGCGUUAGGGGAUUCCUUUUUGUUUUAUUUUUUUUAUGACUUGCAGGUAGUUGAUUUUAAAGAUGAUUCUGAUUUUCAGUUAAAGUAUCCAUAUUAGCCUCCUUUUAGAUCAUAAUGAAUUAUAUUGUGAUCUGUUGCUAUAGCAACAGUGUUGUACUCCAUUGCUAUGGCAUAAGGGAUCAUUUUCUUUUGUUUUUUUUUCUUCUUCUAACAUUCCUAUCCAGGGUAACACUGUUGUGCCUGUUAAACACAUUAAAGUGUUAAUAUUGGGAGAUUACAUUUAUCAAACUGUUUAGACUUGCUGAUGAUAUAUAUUUGUAAAUUCUGACAAUGUGCUUAGACAUAUAGAGGGUCCUUUUUUUUCUUUUUCAUGUUGUUCUUCUUGUAAUGGUCACAUGGACCGGUUCUCUCAGAAAGAGAGUGACAGGUGUGUUAUAUCGAUCAUGUAUUUGGUACCAUCAAAUACAGCCAAUUAUAGCGCUACUUGAAAAGAGCACCAGUGGUUUAUAAGAUGAACCUCCAUUUUAUUUCACGCCACGGUCGAAGUUGUGGCUUUCUCAUUGAUUGUUGUUAUCUUGCACCAACUCCUGUACGCCAAAUUGCUCUGACCCCUCUUUUAUGAAGCAUAUGCAGCUCUGUCUAAAUCUCUCUCUGUAAACAAAAUCAUGUGUGCUUUGAAGAGUGAGCAAUCUCUUUCUAACCUCCCAGAUGAGACCUGAAGUCCUGUAUAGCAGUGACCUUUGUGUGUUUCCAUGUUGUCCUGAAUGUGUCUGGUUCACAUGUCUUUAUACUUGGACCAAGUAGAAACGUGGAGCAUAGAGGCCAACUGAGCACAUAGUCCAGUACACAGUAUCUCUGCCAUUUCUCAUUACUGUAAGUGAGAGGCUGAAUGGAAAUGCAUUGGGGAAGAGAUCUACUUGAUACAGAAGGGUUAAGCUCUGCACUGUACCAAUGCACAGCCAGCACCACUUUGUCAAUGAAAAGUACGUGAUUGAACUCAACGAAGGACAAAGUGUUUUUUGAUGGGAUGCGUUCAGUGUACCGGACAGACAAAUCAUGAAAGAAAUUGCCUUUGAUGAAAAGCAUCUUUGAGGUUGUCGCUAGAUUAUGCAGCAUUUUGUUGAUUCCCAAUGUGUUACCCAUCAUGACCAGAAGGAUGUUUGCCUCGACUCCAGAUCAUCCUGAACACUGUGGAUUGCCUUCUUUCUCUGCAUCCUUCUUCAUAUUCUAUUUUAGCAAGCUAAUUAUUUACAUUUUUAUAUAUAUAUGUGUGUGUGUGUGUGUGUGUGUGUGUGUGUGUACCAGUCAAAAGUUUGGACACACCGAGUCAUUCA
Messenger RNA from Oncorhynchus tshawytscha (Chinook salmon), 4025 nucleotides. Its product is annotated as CD2-associated protein. The transcript has 19 exons. Lineage: Eukaryota; Metazoa; Chordata; Actinopteri; Salmoniformes; Salmonidae. Bases 384 to 2366 code for a protein of 660 amino acids. Gene Ontology annotation, molecular function: protein binding. The record is from RefSeq and is a predicted model, not a curated record.